AUGCAGGACUCUCGAGGAUACCAGAUCGCCGUUGAAGCCGAGGUCGACGGCCGAUAUAAGCCCCGUCGGCAGCUGUCAGGAGGUGCGGCGGCCGGCGUCAGAGAAGAGCAUAAUAAAUCUCGAGCGCCGCCGGAUUCGGCCUGGUGGUCGGACGAGAGACGGCGUUGGAUUGUUGGAGACGUGAUUGCGGAUAUGGCGGACCUGGUCGGGGUGGAUCAAUUGGAGGCCGUGGUGGUGGUGACGGGACCGACGGCGGCGGUUUGGUAUCGGCGGUCGGAACCCAACAGUAUGCAGAUGGUGUUGUCCGGCGGUGGUGUUUGUCUGACAGGCGGCGGGCGACGGGCGGCGGGUGCUGACGUCCGACGGCAGUUGAAGUGGUGGUGCCCGAUGUGA
Messenger RNA from Striga asiatica, 393 nucleotides. The record is from the annotation of a GenBank genome assembly. NCBI's taxonomy places the organism in Eukaryota, Viridiplantae, Streptophyta, Magnoliopsida, Lamiales, Orobanchaceae.